UCUAGAUCCCAGGAGCAAGAAGACGCCAAUGUUCUGAACGGCUACAAUCCCCAGGGGAGUGGGGUUGUGCCAUUCUUUACUGGACCUAUUUAUAACCCAGAGGACAUUCUGAUCGCAGAAAGCCCAGGCAGCCAGGAUAUCCUCCAGGAGUGUCUGAGAGGACUGAACAUCAGCCCUGGAGCAGAGGGCACCACAGGCUUUCAGCCUCCUACUGAGCAACAGCAGCUGCAGAAUCAGCUCGUGAUUGGUGCGCACCCGUUGCCCGGGCAACAGCAGGAUCCAGUGAUGUUUGAGGGUGCAGCCCGUGAAACUGGGUUGCCAGAGCAACCGGCACGUCCAGCAGGGGGGGGAGCGGCGGAGGGGGGGAGCUACGGCGACGGGCAGCAGGCAGCGCAGUUCCUAGAAACGGUGAACCAGACCAGAGAUGGAGAUCAUUUCAAGACUCAUUUCAGGGUGGCUGUGUUCUACAGAGGGGUGAAGGUUUCUGAGCAGGAGGUUCCCAACGAAGCUGGACUUCGCUUAGUUUACAGGCCUGAUGUAAACGAUGCAGUUUUGGAUCAUGAGACGGGCCUCUGCAUCGUCUCUCUGCCGCGCCCGGUUGGCAUCCUGGAUCAAAUCCAAGCCUCUCUGACCCAAAGGAUCCUGGACAGCCUGGGCAGCCUGGAUGUGGGCAUGUCGCAGCACGUGAUCUACGGCCAGCGGCGCGGCGACGUCAAAGCCUACUGGAGCUUCUCCAAGUUUGACAGCAGCAUGCAGCCGCGCGAGAUUUCUAAACUGAAUCCUGAACCUCUUUACCAGGUGAAGGACUUCAUCCGAGGAUUAAUGGACUUUUUUGAUGGGAAGGAAUCCCCAGCGUCCUCCAUGUUCUUCUGUCUCGGGGAAAAGUGGCCUGACCCGGAAAACAAGCCUUGGGAGAAAAAACUCAUCAUGGUGGAGGUGGUUCCCACUUCAAUGGAGCUUCUGAAGAACGCAGCUGUUGAAUGUGGCGCCUCCUCCCUGCGGUCUGUGGAACUGCAGAUGUCACUGGAGGAAAUGAUGGAUCUUUACUGAUGAGUUUGUUUUUGUCCCUCUUUCAAUGUGAGGACAUCUCAGUUUAUUAUGUUUUUAUUUGACGCCAAACAGAUCCUGCAGAAAUAAUCACCACAUUGUCGCUGCGUUAGCUGGGACUGAACAAAGUAAUGCACGUGACUAUAAAUAUGUUUGUUUUUCUCCUUUAUCUUUGGAUUUCGAUACACAAAAUGAAUAAUUUGUAAAACUUAUUUGAGUCCCUUCAAAAAUAUGGUAGUUUUAAAAUAAUUUCUUGCAAUGAAAACAUCCACCACAGAUUCUAAUUCACUCGUUGGUGAUUAUAUUGUCCUGAUUAUGAUCUUAUUUACUGCAGAAAAUAAUAAAUGUUUUCAUCUGAGUUUAGUCUUCAUCUGGACCCAUUUGUUCUUGUUUCUUGUUUUAAUUUUUUAAACUACGGAUUAACUGUUUUCCCUUUUCUUAUGUCAUUUCUUGUUUCACAUCUGCAUUUAUUAAAUGCCAUGUUCUUCUAUUUUUCCCAUUUUGAAUUGUCAUAUGAUGUUUCAACAUGAUGGAAACAGGAUGUCAUGAAUAACUAAUAAAAAAUUUACAGAUUGUCUUUUUAACCCAUAAGAACGGUUUAGAAAAUGCUUCAUUACUGUCCAUUUGAAUUUACUGUGAAAUUUAACUAAUUUAGGCUUUAGGCCACUAGGGGGCAGGACAUUUCUAAUAUUAGCCUUGCUGUGUGCUGAAUAUGCAUCAACAGGCAACAGUGGUACAUUUGACGAUUGUUCUUUUAUUUCAAUGUGGGAUUGUGCUACUGCAAAAAAAUGUGAAUUUGUCUCAGUUUGUUUUCAAAACAUGCUGCAGUUUUAUAUUCAUCUGUGCUCCAUGAUGUCCUGUUACAUUAAAUAAUUGCUGCAAGCUGUAAA
Molecule: messenger RNA, 1937 nt
Organism: Poecilia latipinna (sailfin molly)
Lineage: Eukaryota; Metazoa; Chordata; Actinopteri; Cyprinodontiformes; Poeciliidae
Product: interferon regulatory factor 3-like
Exons: 8
Biological process (GO): immune system process; regulation of transcription by RNA polymerase II
Cellular component (GO): nucleus
Molecular function (GO): protein binding; RNA polymerase II cis-regulatory region sequence-specific DNA binding; DNA-binding transcription factor activity, RNA polymerase II-specific
Source: RefSeq, a predicted model, not a curated record